Molecule: messenger RNA, 3833 nt
Organism: Limulus polyphemus (Atlantic horseshoe crab)
Lineage: Eukaryota; Metazoa; Arthropoda; Merostomata; Xiphosura; Limulidae
Product: villin-1-like
Exons: 22
Coding region: 88-2418 (776 amino acids)
Biological process (GO): actin filament severing; barbed-end actin filament capping; actin polymerization or depolymerization
Cellular component (GO): cytoplasm; actin cytoskeleton
Molecular function (GO): phosphatidylinositol-4,5-bisphosphate binding; actin filament binding
Source: RefSeq, a predicted model, not a curated record
AAUUUAUAUUUAAAUAAACAAGUUUAUUUAUUUGAAGUUUAAUGUUUUUGAUAGGGAACAGAGUAUGGAGAAAAGGGAGACUCUGCUAUGAAAACAAGAACAGUAAAUGGUGGUCUUGAGGUUCACAUACACUUUUGGAUUGGAGCUCAGUGUUCAAAGGAUGAACAAGGUGUGGCUGCAAUCAAAACUGUUGAGCUAGAUGACUACUUUGGUGGUUUUCCUGUUCAGCACAGGGAGGUGGAAGGCCAUGAGUCAAAACGUUUUAUCUCCUACUUUAAAAAAGGCUUGAAGGUGCUAGAAGGUGGAAUAGCAAGUGGGUUUCGAAAAGUUGACACAUCUGUCAAACCAUGUCUUUUGCAUGUUAAAGGGAAGCGAAAACCUAUCAUUCGUCAGACUCGAGGACUUGGCUGGGAAUAUCUAAAUGAUGGUGAUGUUUUUGUGCUUGAUGCAGGAGAGGUUAUUUAUGUGUGGACUGGUAAAUAUGCAAACAACAUGGAAAAAAUUCAGGGAGCGAGAACUGCUCAACAAUUGAAAUCUGAUCAUGGGGGAGGUUCAAUAGUAAUAAUUGAGGAUGGUAAAGAAAAGUCUUUGCUCAAAGAAGAAAAACAGGUAUUUGAACAGUGGUUUCCCUUAAAACUUAAAAAGGUGAAGAACUAUAAGGAAGUCCCUCAUGAUGAUGAGGUGGAUUGUAAGCAACGGAAAAACAUAAAGCUUUAUAGGUGCUCAGAUGAGGGGUCCAAAGUAGAGCUCACACAAGUAAAGUCUGGUCCUUUAGAACAAUCUGAUCUGAAUUCUCAGGAUUCAUUCAUAGUUGACAAUGGAGAAGCUGGAAUCUGGGUGUGGGUUGGUAGAAAAGCUAGUCCAGAAGAAAGAAAAAAAGCACUUGAAUUUGCACAGGGCUUCAUUGUCAAAAAUAACUACCCAAAUCACACUCAAAUAACAAGAGUAAUAGAUGGUGGAGAAACUACUGAAUUCAAAUCUUUAUUUAAGUUUUGGCGGGAUGUAAACCAAACUACAGGUCUUGGAAAAACCCAUAAUGUGGGAAAAGUUGCUAAAACAGUCCAGACAAAAUUUGAUGCUUCAACACUUCAUGAAAACACUCAUUUAGCAGCUAAGGAGCAGAUGGUGGACGAUGGUACUGGAGAUAAGAAGGUUUAUCGUGUGGAGAAUUUUGAUUUGUAUGCAAUAGAAGAAAAGGAUUAUGGGAAAUUUUACAGUGGAGAUUGCUAUGUUGUGGUUUAUAGAUAUAACGAAGGAAGUCGAGAGAGAUGUUUAAUCUACUAUUGGUUGGGUCUGAAAUCUUCCAAUGAUGAAAGAGGAACAGCAGCUUUGAAAACUAUAGAGUUAGAUGACCAGAUGAAUGGUGAAGCAGUUCAGAUCAGAACUGUUCAGGGAAAAGAACCCCCUCACUUUAUGGCCAUGUUUGGUGGGAAAAUGAUAAUACUAGAGGGUGGCCACUCAAGUGGAUUUAGGAACACUGAAGAUAAUGAGAUGCCUGCAGAUGAAUAUUGUUUGUUGCAUGUUCGAGGAACUUCAGAGUACAACACCAAGGCUGUACAAGUCGAGAAACGAGCUGCUUCUCUAAACUCUGGAGAUGUUUUUGUUCUUGUGACUGAUAAAUGUGCCUAUAUUUGGGCUGGAAAAGGUAGUACAGGAGAUGAAAGAGAAAUGGCCAAAAAGAUUGCAUUCCAGUCUGGAAAAGAGCAAGUGUUAGUAUCAGAAGGGCAGGAGAAAAGUGAUUUCUGGGAUGCUAUUGGAGGACAGGAAUCAUAUUCAAACACUAAGCUCUUGAAGUCCCAAGACGACUGUCACCAACCGAGGCUCUUCCAGUGUUCAAAUACAUCUGGCCGUUUUCUGGUGGAAGAAAUAUUUGACUUUAACCAGAGUGAUCUUAUUGAGGAUGAUAUUAUGCUGUUAGAUGCUUGGGACACGGUUUUCUUAUGGAUUGGAAACAAAGCAAAUUCUGAAGAGAAGAAAACAGCCAUGAGUAUAGCAGAGGAAUACUUAAAUACAGAUCCUAGUGGUCGAGAUAUUAAUACAUCAAUAGUCAAAGUCAAGCAAGGUUUUGAGCCUCCAAACUUCACUGGAUUUUUUGGUGUGUGGGACAGAUCAUUGUGGAAUAACAAUAAAACAUAUGAAGAAAUCAAAGCUGAAUUAGCUGAAGAUAAUCCUGGGAUUGUGUUUAUUAAGCCUCAGCUUAAUGGAAACUCUGAGAGUCCAGAUGUGGAAAAAUAUCCACUUGAAGCAUUACUCACAAAAGUUCUAGAAGAGCUUCCUGAAGGGGUUGAUCCAACUGCAAAAGAGAACCAUUUAACUGACGAAGAUUUCCUUGAAGCCUUUGGAAUACCUUUCAAUGAUUUUCAAGGAUUACCUAAAUGGAAACAGGUGGAAAUGAAGAAAAGAGUUGGCUUGUUCUGAUUAACUUUGGACAUUAUGAAGUGAAGAUUACAGUUUUAGUUUGUUUGUGAUGAAGUGUUUAUUAAAUAAAUUUAUAUUUUAGUAGAAAGAACUUACUCAUUUCUUGCCCUUGAGUAACUGUCAAGUUUUAAACAUUAAUUAAGUUAAACCAAAAUGUUUGUCCAAAUAUACAUAAUAUUCUCAGUAAAUCUUUGCCUGAUAUUAUUUUUGUUAUGUUAUUAAUUUUUAGGUUGAUAAUGAUGACGUUUAUAUCAAAAAUAUUAUUUUUAUAUGAACUACAGGAACAUUAUGAUGUCUAUUAUGUUAAUUUUGAAACUUUAUUUUUUUAAGAUAUAUGAAUUAAGUUUCCAACAGAAAUUUAUGUAUUGAACAUAUAGCUUGAGUUGAGUGUAGGGUCAAAUGGAAAAUGUAUGUAUUUUAUUCUACUUGAAAUCUGUUUGUAUUUAUGAUUGAUGUAGUGAUUUAUUUUAAAUAGUUUUCUUUUAAAGAUGUUAGUUUUAAAUAAAGGUCCAGCUAUUAUUGUUAAUGACAACAUUGUAUCACUUUUUGACAGAAAGUGAUGCAACUUUUUCCAGUUUUACAUGGCAAAAACUAGUCAAAUAGUUGAUGUGAAAAUAAUUUGACUUCACUUAAGCUUAAACAGUAGGUUUGGUGCAAUACUUGUGAAAUUUCUAACUUUUUCAGAUAUAAAAGUUGCAAAGUUGUUGAAAAAGAAAUUGAGUAACAAUAUUGAUAUCAAUACAGUAUUGCCAGAAUGAUAUUUUACAAAGGACUCCUGCAUUCACUGUAAUGUGUUUUUUGAAAAUUCAUUGCAAUAAAGUGUUUUCAUUAUCAUUGAUUUUAUCAAAACAGCAUAUGGACAAAUGGGAAGCUUUGUUCAUCUAGACUAGGGAUUCUGAACCUUUUUGAGUUUGAGACCGUUUUUUUUUCUUGUGGAUGAACCUUCAAGACAACUCAUUUAUCACGUAAUUAAGAAGCAGCAGAGAAUAGUAUUGUUCUAAAACUAAAAAUUGUACAAUAAUACAGUUCUGUACAUACAGUUUAUCUUUUAAUUAUUUCAUAACCUUAAAACAAUAACAAAACUUGUAGAAUAUCAAAAAAAUGACCCACUGGUUAGAAUUCCCAUCUGCAAAUCUGAGGAUUUAUGGUUUGUGUUCUAUUGCAGCAAAACUUUGCUCCAUACUUUGGGGUCAUGGGUGACCUAUAAGAGUGAUCAUCAAAUCUACUCAGUCAAGUAAGAAUAGCCCAAGAGUUGGUAGUUUAACAACUAUGUGCAGAUAACCAUUCUGUAACAUUUAAUGAAAAUCUGAAACAAGCUAAAAAACAAAUUGAGAAAACAAAAAUUCACGACUUUCCCCCAUAAUACAACCAGACAGUAAAGAUGUUGAGAAAAUGAAGCAACUGUCUUAGAAUAC